Molecule: messenger RNA, 687 nt
Organism: Bipolaris victoriae FI3
Lineage: Eukaryota; Fungi; Ascomycota; Dothideomycetes; Pleosporales; Pleosporaceae
Exons: 1
Coding region: 1-687 (228 amino acids)
Source: RefSeq, a predicted model, not a curated record
AUGGAGGGACAACAGAGCUCAAAGCUGGAGAACGCUGUUUCUCAAAUGGUGGACCAAACCGGUAAGCACACUUACCACGUCUUUGAGGCCAAUGAGCUCCUAAACAGCUACAGCAUGAAAGACCUCAACCGUCUUGUUCACGGCCCCAACAUCUACGCGCUAAACUGGACCACAGCCGUGAUAAACAUCCGCACUGGUGCUUCAACUACAGUCCGCCACCACUGUAGCCAAGGCGUCAACCAUGCACGAACCGCCGAAUGCUACGGCGACCUGAUGCACCAGAGCUACUGCCCCUGUUGGGAGUACAGCGAGUCUCACGGGUGGUACCGCUGCGGGCUGCAGCAAAUGGUCAUGUCGACCGCGUGUAAAAAGCACCGGGACGACGAGAUGCGCAAGGUAUUCGACAAGCUGCGAAAGGGCUAUCCCGUGUACGGAUGGGAGCUCAACAGACCAGGCAGCGAGGAGUCAAAUGCCUCUCCUGAGACGAAGACGGAAGCCAUUGCAGAGGCGUCCAAGGCGGAAGAGGAAGAGGUCGAGAAGCAGCUUGAGGAGUCUGGGGAGGUAGAUGAGAGUGUAUUUGUAUAUGCGCAGAUGAAGAAAAGGGAAGAGGAGAGGGCGAGAGAAAGAGAGUGGCAGAGAAAAAACGAGAAGGAGAGAGCGAGACUUGAGAAGCAAGGGACUUCGUAG